UGAUGUCCAGGUCGAGCCCCCCUAGGGUCUCAGCAGCCUCGUGGUCGGUGAAGAAGACCACGGAGACACGCUCCACCUAGUGGUGGUCCUCGCGGCGCGCAUGGUGGUCAAAUAGGAGCAAGAGGCAGGCAAAACAGGAACCACGCCAUAGAUGAAGCAGACCAUAGCGCGUGGUUGGGGUCGGCGGGGCGCACGCCCUAGCAGCGCGGCCACAGCUCGCCCCGCGCGAUCUGUAGCGACGCCGCCGCGAUGGGCAGGUCGAAUGCGGACCGCAGCCCCACGCGCGACUGCCAGUCCGGGAACCCGGGCCCCGACGGCAGGCCCGCGGCGAGGACGGCACGGAGGUCGGGCGGGAACGCAAACCACAUCUCAGCCUUGGUGCGCACCAACUCUAGCUCUGUCAGGCCCGGGAGCACCGCCACCCCGGAGGCCCAGAGGUGGCCAAGCACCGCGGCCGUGAGCGGGGCGAAGGAGUGCAGCCCGUGCCGCGAUGAGGCCGACGCCGACGAGGGGCCAAGAACAGGGGCGGGGUGGCGGCCUCUUCGAAGAUCUGGGAGGGGGCGAGGGCAUGGUAUGGCCUCGUGGGGGCGGUAGCGAGGAUCGCGGUGUGUUAAUGGCGCCCUUCCAUCGACGGAGAGCAGAGGGGGCGGUGUGUGGGCAGAGGGAUCUCGCGGGCGAGAUUUCCGCGGGCGGGGGUGAGGUCGAGGUGGUGGAUGUCGCGGGCGUGGGCACCGCGGCGGCGUAGAUUGCGGGCGAGGCGGUGUCGGGGGAAUCGGACGCGGAGGCAGAACAUGGUGCACU
Molecule: messenger RNA, 801 nt
Organism: Zea mays
Lineage: Eukaryota; Viridiplantae; Streptophyta; Magnoliopsida; Poales; Poaceae
Exons: 1
Coding region: 250-594 (114 amino acids)
Source: RefSeq, a predicted model, not a curated record